UAGAACAGGCAGUCAGUAUCGCUGUCGGAGAUCAAAAAUAAUUCUGAGAGUAGCAAACGACAAGUGCUUACUUUGAUCUCCGUGUUGGCAUUGGUCUGCGAGUCGCUCUCCGGGUCUCUUUCUGACCUACUCUACAUGUAGCUAAAUGCCAUUUCAAAUAGUUCCGCUGCAGCGGCCGGCGUCCGACGCUGGCGAAUUGGUCCAAUGACACCACUUCGUUGAGUUAGUGUUACUUACAAGGGGAAGAGCACACUACUGCUAGCCCACUUGGCGGAUUUGAAGAUAAAUCACCUUAUGCAAUCCCUAGGCUAGACUGGCGGAAAACAAAGGAACUGAAGCUUCUGCACGAAUGGCAAGGAAGGGAGUGUAGUGUUUGCGAAAGCAGCAUAACGCUUCCUCUCGCUGGUGAAGAACACUAGACCUGCGCCUUUGCCUUUGGAGGGCAAGAACCGUGUGCGUCGGUGGUUUAGUCAUGGACAGCGGACGACUUCUAGCGCUGUUCUCUGUCAGUGUGUUGUGCAGCACUGUGCAUGUGGCGCUGAGUGCCGAGAGUGGCACGUCGUUUACGGCCCAGCUAUCUGGCGUCCUUUCCAGUCGUCUGGAUCAAGGUGGCCUGACGUAUUGUGUUCAUCAGGAGCUAGGUCCAGCAGCUAAAUUCAUCAGUGCGCUAUCUCUGGAUGUUCCUGAACACGUGUCCAAAGUUCGUGUGUUUCUCGAUUCUACCAGCCAGUACCUAUACCCGGUGCCAAGCUCCUGCCCAGCAUUUAGCAUUCACAAUGGCCAGCUAUUAUUUGUGUGGCAUCCUGGCUCCUCAAAGCAGCUUCUUUUGGCCAAAGUUGGUGCUGGCGAUGCCGGAUUUCCAGUACCCAAAAGUCGUCAGUUUGUGCUGCUGGAAGUCACCUAUAUGCCAACAUCUCCUGUACCUUCUGCUCUGCCCAAGGUCUCUGCUAACCUUCUUCUAUCAGACCUACAACAUACAUGGACAAGCGGAAUUGCCACAGUCAAUGCCAAAGUGAUGCAUGAACAAGCUGUAGGACGAGACCACGUGAUAAGCGCCUGCCAGUAUAAGCAGCAGAGCACACUUCAACCGAUACAGGUGUACUGGGACGCAUCAGCAGAAGUCACCCACAUCAACUUGUAUGUCAUGGAUCAGCGGAAGCACACGAGCAAGAUUGCCACGGUGUGGAGAAAUCCGGCUGGUGAGCUCGCAGUGUCCAAACUGCCGGCCAAUGCAGAUGAACUGAAAGCGCGCAAUUUCAUGGCAAUCAAGUGCUUCUUCAAUUCGUCACAGGCUCGGAAGCCUCUCCAGUGCUCGGCUAAUGUACUGUAUGAAGCACGCUGGCCUGCUCCGAUCCACUUUUACUGUAAUAACACAUUCAACACUCCACUGAAGGGCACUCCGAUGAAGGCAACGACAGAGACGGGCGGAUCACAUCGAGCUAAGGAAAUUGAUAAUCCCCUGCUAGAUAUGAGAGACACCUACCGAGAUCCGAUAAGCAGUCACUUUGCGGAGAUCGACUGGAUGCAGGAGUCCGGCGGCGUGCUGCCUGCAACCAUGGGUGGCAGUAGCAUUGGCCCGGUGUCUGGCGUGGCUGUCAACCCGCUGAACAGCCAUGUGCUGGCCGUGCACACGUCCGACAAGAGCAUGCAGGGAAAAUUGUUCAACGCCAAUGGCAUCUACCUGUUUGCAGAUGAAGGCCCCAUUGCCGGCGAUGCUGUUCUUGAGCUCGAUCCACGCACUGGUGAAGUCAUCAAGAGCUGGGGAAAAAACUUCUUCUAUUUGCCACAUGGAAUCUUUGUAGAUCAUCUUGGUAGAGUCUGGAUAACUGACCGAGCCAAACAUCAGGUGUUUGGUUUUCGGCAGGGCCUGGAAAAGCCGUUCCUGACCCUCGGCGACGAGUUCAUACCCGGCACUGGGGACUAUCAGUUCUGCAAGCCAACUGACAUCGCCGUGUCCAGCAGUACUGGAGCUGUGUUCAUUGCAGAUGGACACUGCAACUCUCGCAUCCUCAAGUACUCCGGCUCGGGCCAUCUUCUUGCAAACUGGGCGCUGAGAGGUGCAGAUCGUAGCUCAGUGCUGCACAGUAUCGCCCUCUCUCCGGGUGAUGACCUGGUCUGCUUCGCCGUCAGCACCUCAUCAGAAAUCUACUGUGUCGACCAGUUCUCUGGUGCGCUGAUGAAGUCAUUCAAGAACGCUGAGCUGCCGGUGCCUGCUGACGGUAUUGCCUUUGGAGCUCACUGGUCCAAUGGACACAAUGUACUCCAUGUUAUUGGCGGGGGAUCACAUGGCAAUCCGGUCACAGGUAUCUCUCUGGACUUCACAAGCAGCAAGAUACUGGACAAGUUUACGCCGGCUAUCAAUGCUCAGGGCUUGUCAGUGGCUCAUGAUGUAGCAGUAUCGAAGGAUGGACUUGAUCUUUUUGUUGCCAACCUUGCCUUGGGAAAGGUGUUGAAGUUUACCCGGCGAUCUCCAUUUGAUGUUACAAAGAAGCCUGCAGUAGAGGAACCAGUAUCUACACCUGCUGAUACCGAAGUGGCUCUCACCACAGAUGAUGCAGAUGAAAAGGCAGUUCCAACCAAUGGAGCGGCACACCAUAGUAGUGUGAGCUCACACGAAGCAGCAAUCCACAAGACUACAGGGGAGGACAGCUCCAAGUCAGCAACCAGUGCAACAGCUGAGGAAACUGUGGACCCUGUCAGCAGUCCCAAAAGCGGUGACACGAGCGAAACUGCUGGUAGCGAAACAGAGCUAUCAUCUGAUAACACGAAAACUGCUGUCAAAGAUGGCAGCAGCAGCAGCAGUAGUAGUAGCAGUAGCAGCAGCAGUAGCAGCAGCAGUAGCAGUGGAAACCCAAGGCCAUCGGGCACACAUGUGCAGCCUGGCAGCAGCUCUAGCAGCGCGAAUGCAGGUAGUACUGAUGGUCAAAGCACAUCCAGUGGAUCUACUCACAAUCAGAAAACACACCCAGGAAACAACAGCAUAAACAGCAGCAGCAGUACCAGUGAGGAAGAUGAUGCUACAAGUAUGGAUGCUGAGUCCAGUGCCAAUCAUCUGAAGCACCCGCACCGCCUGCACACAUUCAUGCCAAGCCAGGGCAAUCACCUGCACCUCACGAUGCCAAGGAUCAAACUAGCACUGCCCAUCCAACCGAGGCCAAGCCGAAAAAGACGAAACCGCUCUCGGGUGCUCAAACUAUUGCCGUCACUGUCAUCGGCGCGUGCAUCGGCGUAAUUGUUUUUGCGGUUGUUGCGCGGCUGUACAUCGCGUACCGACGCCGAAGACGUUUCCACCGUAAGCUAUUCCCGGAGGAGUACGGUAACAAGGGUUCCAGGAAGGUUCUUCUAGAGCCCGGCUCAGCGACUGGCUACAAGGACGGCAAUGAAGAGUACGACGAGAGUGACACGGAGAACGAUGCCCUGGGUGAUCAGACUGCAUUCCGGUACUAUUGGAAGAAGAUAGCCAAGCAGGUGACGUGAUCUCCGGCAUGCCAUGAUUAUUAACUCAACCCGCUAAUGUUGUUUCGUGUAUAAUCCAUCCGGAUCUUGACUACGCUGUCCGCAACCAGGGACCGAUAUUGAUACCUUCAUGAUUCAAAUGAUUUUCACUAUCAUGCUGUGUACAGCUGACGCAGACUUUCAAGAACAUAGCAGCCGAUAUUUACGUGAUACUCUCAAGCUACCGAAACUGCUGGUCCCCUGUACAUGUUCUUGAGAACAGUGGAUUUUACUUUUUACUCUGUUGAGAUGAGUGUACGAAUAGCCCUAGAUAAAUUCUUAGUUAUACAGCAGUAGUAAGUCAGAUGAAGAAGAGAGAGAGAGAGAGAGAGAGAGAGAGAGAGAGAGAGAGAGAGACUCGGAGAGAGAGAGAGAGAGAGAGAGAGAGAGAGAGAGAGAGAGAGAGAGAGAGAGAGAGAGAGAGAGAGAGAGACUCGGAGAGAGAGAGAGAGAGAGAGACUCGGAGAGAGAGAGAGAGAGAGAGAGAGAGAGAGAGAGAGAGAGAGAGAGAGAGAGAUUGAUAAGUGCAGACUGCAUGCAUUGCUGUGAAGUAUGAAGAUUGCAUUGCAUACCAUGUUGAUAGGUACGGUGGAUCGUGCAGUGUGUGCGUGCGCGCAUUUAUUUGUGGCGUAUAUUACGUGGCUCGCAUAACUGAA
Messenger RNA from Sycon ciliatum, 4151 nucleotides. Its product is annotated as peptidyl-glycine alpha-amidating monooxygenase A-like. Gene Ontology annotation, molecular function: protein binding; catalytic activity. Lineage: Eukaryota; Metazoa; Porifera; Calcarea; Leucosolenida; Sycettidae. The record is from RefSeq and is a predicted model, not a curated record. Bases 473 to 3232 code for a protein of 919 amino acids. Gene Ontology annotation, cellular component: membrane; extracellular region. The transcript has 21 exons. Gene Ontology annotation, biological process: peptide metabolic process.